Salvelinus sp. IW2-2015 is the source of this 382-nucleotide messenger RNA. Its product is annotated as collagen alpha-1(XI) chain. The annotation marks the transcript as partial. The record is from RefSeq and is a predicted model, not a curated record. The transcript has 2 exons. Lineage: Eukaryota; Metazoa; Chordata; Actinopteri; Salmoniformes; Salmonidae.
ACCAGGAGGAGUGUUCCCAGAGGACUUCUCAGUGAUGUUCACCAUCAAGCCCAAGGCAGGCAGCCAGUCUUUCCUGCUGUCUGUGUAUAACGAGAAGGGGGUCCAGCAACUGGGUGUGGAGGUGGGACGCUCCCCUGUCUUCCUGUAUGAAGACCAACAUGGGAAACCUUCCCCAGAGGAGUACCCACUGUUCAGAUCCAUCAACCUCGCCGACGGCAAAUGGCAUCGCGUCGCCAUCAGUGUGGAGAAGAAGAGCGUGACCAUCAUUGUGGAUUGUAAGAAGAAGCUGAGCAGGCCACUGAAGAGGAGCGACGGGGCAGCCAUCAACACUGACGGCAUCACCGUGUUCGGUACCAGGAUUCUGGACGAAGAGGUCUUUGAG